CUGUACGAGGGCCAAGAUAUACUCCAGUACGUAAUAGUGCAGGGCGUCGUUUCUUUUUUUUUUUAGAAAACUCCAGGCUUUGAGGUGGUAUCAACUAUCAACUGCGAGCUGCUUCUUUGGAACUAACUCGUCUAUUGGUGAGGAGGUGGUGUCGUGGUGACCAUGGCGCCUGGCCUCUUGGCCGCCGCCGGCGUGGUAGCCGCGGUGGCGUCGCUCGCGGCCCACGUCGCGCUCAACUGCCCCGUGCAGCCGGUGCCGUCGACUCCGCGGCCGCCCACUCCGCCCCCCAACAACCUCCUCCAGAGGCUUGAGAAGCUGGGGGAAGGGGCGCUGGACGCGCCGGAGGACGUGUACUUUGACGCGGCGGCGGGCGGGGUGCUGUACACGGCCACCAGGGACGGCUGGCUGCAGCGGAUGCACCCGAACAACGGCUCCUGGGAGCGGUGGCGCUUCGUCGGCGGCACGGGGCUGCUCGGGGUCGCGCCGUCCGCCGACGGCACCAUGCUCGUCUGCGAUGCCGACAAGGGACUUUUGAGAGUCGGGGAGGAAGGAGUGACCCUUCUUGCGUCGGAGGUCGAGGGCACCACGAUCAGGUUCGCGGACGCGGCGAUCGAGGCCUCCGACGGCACGGUGUACUUCAGCGACGCCAGCACCAGGUUCGGCUUCGACAGGUGGUUCUACGACUUCUUGGAGUCCCGCGUCACCGGCCGACUCCUCCGGUACGACCCGCGCAACGGCGAGACGUCCGUUGUGCUCGACCGCCUCAGUUGCGCCAACGGCGUCGCCCUGUCGAGGGACGAGACAUUUGUGGUCGUCUGCGAGACGUGGAGGUUCAGGUGCCUGAAAGUGUGGCUGAAAGGGGAGAAAGCCGGCAAGGCAGAGACGUUCGUCGACCUCCCGGGAGCUCCAGAUAACAUUCGUCUCGGGUCAGACGGUCAUUUCUGGAUUGCCCUCCACCUGAUCAGUUCGCCAUGGCUGGAUUUCAUCACGCGCUGGACCUUCACGAAGAGAGUGGUGGCCUCGUUCCCCGUGCUCCUCAAGUGGAGCAAGGCAACGAUCAAGGGUGCCAUGGUGGCUCAGGUGUCGGAGGAUGGCAACAUCCUCCGCGUGCUUGACGACUCCGAAGGGAAGGUGAUCAACUCCGUCACAUCGGUUACGGAGUUCAACGGGGACAUCUUCCUCGGAAGCCUCGCGACCAACUUCGUCGGGAAAUUGUCUCUGGUGCAGGUGACACAUGAGCAGGGAGCAGUAUCUUCUUUAGACGUUUGAGUUCUCCAUGUCAGUUUAUGCCAGAAUAAACUGGGGAACAUUUCGGUUUAGACACACUUGACUCUUUAAGCGUUGUCAUACCUCUGAUGUACAGUAAUCGGCUCCAGAUUAAGAUUUGGUAGGCCUUAGAAGAUUCAGAAGACUAGUAGCUGAGCAAGCUGCUUUGUUUGUCCUUCA
Messenger RNA from Sorghum bicolor (sorghum), 1446 nucleotides. RefSeq names its product protein STRICTOSIDINE SYNTHASE-LIKE 4-like. Gene Ontology annotation, biological process: biosynthetic process. The transcript has 6 exons. Gene Ontology annotation, molecular function: strictosidine synthase activity. The record is from RefSeq and is a predicted model, not a curated record. The coding region runs from base 163 to 1269 and encodes 368 amino acids. NCBI's taxonomy places the organism in Eukaryota, Viridiplantae, Streptophyta, Magnoliopsida, Poales, Poaceae.